UUUUUAUGUUUAUCGUAUUCCCCGAAGGUCAUCCUAGUGAAUACUUUCCCUUCCCGGUUUUUAGUAUCAGUAUCCAGUAGCACCAAAACCCUUGUGCAUCGGACAGUCGCGCCCAAAGGAACGUCGCGGGCGCGUUUUAAAAUAAAAUAUUGUUGUCGAUAUGACGUGGAUAAAACAAAAGAAACACAGAAACAAAAUAGAAAAGAACUCCAAAAGUUUGUAUCCACCAUUUAGUCCUUACUUCCAGAUGGCCUGACCUGGCUUGGCUUCCAAGCAAGCUUCCGAGUGACUCUUUUUGUCCGCCUUGGCCACUCACACUAAUCAGUAUCACCAGAUACCACAGCCGCUACAACCCCUACAUACCCUGUCAAGUAACAAUGCCGAGAUAAAAUGAUGCACGGACCCCGAUUAAAAAGUUCUGCAGGUGGGCGGGCUGUGUGUUGUCCAGCCCGGCAACACUUUUCCCACCUUUUAUGACGCUUCGAUUGUAGUUGUCCGCUAGGUGACGCGAAAUACCUCCCAUUGCAAAUAGUAAACGUAUUGUGUUACUACCUGUUUACUACCCACCUAUCCACCCGAUCGUGCCAGUCGCACCAACGCCGGCAACCCGUCUUCACCGGUAGCACCAGUCCUAGGCCUACAUUGUCGCCUUGUUGUUUUGUACCAGUCGCACUGGUGCCGGACUCGUAUAUUCAUCAGGCCUAGUUGAUCGUCAUGAACACGCUGAACAAGGACUACCACGUCGUGCACUUCUUAGAUGAAGGAAGCACAUACAUUGUCGCUGACUGGUGGCUGGUGAAGGACAAGAAGGGAAAAGUGAUCUCCUCCUACUUCCCACCUUCCAAGAACAAGCAGCAGGUCCGGAAUGCAAUUUUAGAUAAAGAAAAAAUUACAAAGGCAUGGUCAAAUCACCCUGUGAGGAUUCUUCAGUCCUACACCAAUCUGCAGCACGCCUUUGACAAUGUGGAUCCAGCUGCCUAUACAUCCCAUUUGGACUCGGAUGAUCCGGUUCCGGUAACCCCAAGACGGGAAAGGGCAAGGGUGCCUGCUAGCCCUGAAAACAGUGACUCGGAUGAUGCAUCGAGAGGAGGGGCUUGUCGCGACAACGAUCCAUCUGACUUGUACGGUAGUUUUGUUUUAUAGUGCUUCCUUCCACACAACUUUAUGGCCCAACUGAAAAACACCACUUCCGCUACUUGCAACGAGUCUGCAGUGUCACACGGCUGCAUGCUCUGGCCCAAAGAGCGCUGCAGGUCCAGUCCUGCCAGUUUAUCCUGUAUCAGGUUAG
This is a messenger RNA of Ixodes scapularis (black-legged tick), 1288 nucleotides long. RefSeq lists its product as uncharacterized. Bases 715 to 1143 code for a protein of 142 amino acids. The record is from RefSeq and is a predicted model, not a curated record. The transcript has 5 exons. Lineage: Eukaryota; Metazoa; Arthropoda; Arachnida; Ixodida; Ixodidae.